Messenger RNA from Chanos chanos (milkfish), 1086 nucleotides. RefSeq names its product angiotensin II receptor, type 1b (gene agtr1b). The record is from RefSeq and is a predicted model, not a curated record. Gene Ontology annotation, cellular component: membrane; external side of plasma membrane. Bases 10 to 1086 code for a protein of 358 amino acids. Gene Ontology annotation, molecular function: angiotensin type II receptor activity; C-C chemokine binding; C-C chemokine receptor activity. The transcript has a single exon. Gene Ontology annotation, biological process: neutrophil chemotaxis; positive regulation of cytosolic calcium ion concentration; calcium-mediated signaling. NCBI's taxonomy places the organism in Eukaryota, Metazoa, Chordata, Actinopteri, Gonorynchiformes, Chanidae.
GAAAAGAAAAUGGAGAAUUUGACAUUAGGGACGAGCAAGGGCGGCCUCGGGUUGAACUGCAGCAUGUCUGGACGACAUAACAUCGUUUUCACGCUCGUUCCUGUGGUGUACAGCUGCAACUUUGUCAUCGGCAUUGUGGGUAACAGCAUGGUGGUGGCCGUCAUCUAUCGCUACAUGAAGCUGAGGUCGGUGGCCAAUGUCUUUGUGCUCAACUUGGCCAUUUCAGACCUUACCUUCCUCAUUACUCUGCCCCUUUGGGCAACCUUUACCGCAGCCGGCUACCAUUGGCCGUUUGGUAGCCUUUUGUGUAAGGCCAGUGCAGGAUUGGCUAUCUUCAACCUGUACACCAGUAUCUUCUUCCUCACAGCUCUUAGCAUAGACCGUUAUCUGGCCAUCGUCCACCCGGUACGCUCGAGACGCAGACGCACGCUCCUCUACGCCCGUCUCACCUGCAUCUUCAUCUGGGUGUUUGCUUUCCUCCUGAGUGCGCCCACUGCCCUUAGCCGCGACGUUCACCAAAUGGGCAACUCCAGCUCCACCUUGUGUGCCGUGGUCCACCGAGGAGAACUCAUCCACCUUCUGAUCAGCCUGAGCGUGAUGAAGAGCGUGCUGGGAUUUGUGGUUCCCUUUCUCAUCAUCAUCACCUGCUAUUGCCUGAUUGGUCGAGCUCUGCUGGGGGCCAGAGGAGGGCUGAGGAAAAGCGUUCGUUCGCGGGAGGACGAGGUGCUGCGGAUGCUGGCAGCCGCCGUGCUGGCUUUUUUCGUCUGCUGGGCGCCACAUCAAGUCUUCUACUUCGUGGAACUGUUGGUGGUGUCGGGCGUGGUGGAUAACUGUAAGGUGGUGGAUGUCAUUGACACCGCCUUGCCCUUCACCAUUUGCCUGGCCUACUUUAACAGCUGCGUGAACCCAAUCCUUUAUAGUUUUGUGGGUCACAACUUCCGGAAGAACCUGCUACAGUUGCUGCGUUGUCGGCCGGGCACGGACGAGGGACGCCAGAGCCUCAGCUCUAAGAUGAACUCGCUUUCACACCGUGCCACGGAGAUUCUACACCUCACAGGGAGCAAGAAGAGCACGGUGACAGCAUAA